UCUGUGGGGACAUGGCGGCGGCACGCCGAGGGAAAGCGGGAGAUCCUCGCGCCGGUUUCAGGCGGGACGCGGGGGAGCCGGGGCCCGCGGUGCCGCAGGGGCUGAUCAGAGCGGCCAGGAAGAACGGCCAGUUAAACCUGGCAGGCCGCGACCUGAGUGAGGUACCUGCGAAUGUGUGGCGAAUAAAUUUGGAUAUUCCCGAGGAAGCCCAUCAAAAUCUGUCUUUUGGUGCUGCUGAUCGCUGGUGGGAGCAAACAGAUCUGACCAAACUCAUCUUAGCCUCAAACAAACUGCAGUGUCUUUCUGAGGAUGUCAGACUUUUGCCUGCUCUCACUGUACUGGAUGUACAUGAUAAUCAGCUGACAUCUAUUCCUUCUGCUAUAGGAUUUUUGGAAAAUCUUCAGAAGCUCAGUGUCAGUCACAACAAGCUGAAAAAUAUUCCAGAAGAGCUGACACAGUUGAAACACUUGAAGAGCCUACUUCUCCAACACAAUGAGUUGAGUCAUUUACCGGAUGGGUUUGGACAGCUUAUCAGUUUAGAAGAGUUAGAUCUUUCCAACAACCAACUUGCAACCAUUCCAUCCAGUUUUGCUUCCCUAACCAGUUUGGUGCGACUCAAUUUGGCCCAUAACCAACUGAAGAACCUGCCAGCAGAAAUCAGCGCAAUGAAAAGCUUAAAACAACUGGAUUGUACUAAAAACCAGUUGGAAACCAUACCUUCUGAAUUGGCCAGCAUGGCAUCUUUAGAACAGCUUUAUCUAAGAAAAAAUAAAUUACAGUAUUUACCAGAAUUUCCAUCAUGCAAGUUACUGAAGGAGUUACAUGUUGGUGAAAAUCAGAUUGAAGUGUUAAGUGCAGAGCAUCUUAAGCAUCUGAAUUCUCUCUGCGUGUUAGAGCUUAGAGAUAACAAGCUAAAAUCACUGCCUGAUGAAAUUACUCUGCUUCAGGGGUUGGAGCGACUUGACUUAACCAACAAUGAUAUCAGUAGCUUGCCUUGUGCUCUGGGGAAUCUUCCUCAGUUGAAACUCCUGGCAUUAGAGGGAAAUCCUUUGAGAACUAUUCGAAGAGACAUGUUACAGAAAGGCACCCAAGAACUCCUGAAGUAUCUGAGAAGCAAAAUCCAAGAUGAUAUAACUAGCCCAAAUGAGGGGUCUCCUGUGACAGCCAUGACUCUUCCAAGUGAGUCAAGAAUUAACAUUCAUGCCAUAACUGCAUUAAAAGUAUUAGAAUAUAGUGAGAAACGAGCAGCUGUGAUUCCUGAUGAAAUAUUUAAUGCAGUCGGAAGCAAUUCUGUCACUACUGUAAACUUCAGCAAGAAUCAGCUGAAUGAAAUUCCAAAAAGGUAUAGCUACUUCUUAGUAGAUGUCAUUCCACAUCCUAAUAAUUCUUUUCUCUCCUUCACAGUGGUAUCUUUUUUACAACAUGAAUUACUGGUAGUGAAUGCUGCUUUUCUUUGUUUACAAUUCAGAAAUAACUUUUUGACAUCUUUACCUGAGGAAAUGGAAGCACUGAUAAGACUGCAAAUAAUAAAUCUUUGCUUCAAUAGGUUUAAAAUAUUUCCCAAUGUUCUUUAUCGCAUCCCAACACUUGAAACUAUCCUACUCAGUAACAAUCAGGUUGGAUCCAUAGACCCUCUGCAAAUAAGGAAGAUAGACAAGCUUGGCACCUUAGACCUUCAGAAUAAUGACCUCCUUCAAGUGCCACCAGAACUUGGAAACUGCGUAAAUCUUAGGACACUUCUGCUAGAAGGAAAUCCAUUCCGCACUCCUCGAGCAGCCAUUUUGGCAAAAGGAACAGCAGCUGUACUAGAAUACCUAAGAAGUCGAAUUCCUACUUGAUCAGAGUACACUUAUUUUUUUGUUAGGCUUAUGGAUCAAAAUACAAGCAAGAUUUUUACCAUCAGAAACUCAAAGGCCAUAUACCAUUCUAACUGACUUCCUUCCUGUUUGUCAACUAUUGAUUAAGCUGGCCUGUGCCAUAAAGCAAUUUUUAUAAUACUGCUUUUACUCUGCAUGUUUGAAAAAAAUGCCCAUCCAUAAAAUCUCAGCUUUUCUUCCAGAGUUGCAUAGAUCAACAUUUCAAUUGAAAAUACCACAAUGCUAAUUUUCUUUAUUUGUAAUGCAGUGAUUUCAAUGGAUACUACCAUUAACAAUGACAAUUUUUUCUACAAUUCAGUUUAA
Molecule: messenger RNA, 2180 nt
Organism: Terrapene triunguis (Three-toed box turtle)
Lineage: Eukaryota; Metazoa; Chordata; Testudines; Emydidae
Product: leucine-rich repeat-containing protein 40
Exons: 15
Coding region: 12-1838 (608 amino acids)
Molecular function (GO): protein binding
Source: RefSeq, a predicted model, not a curated record